CCCCCGUCUCACGCAUGCUCAGCCAAACUCACUACCGUCAGCGCGCGGCCUCGGGAGGAGGAUAACGAUACAAUGGCCGAAGAAACAACCACCAGCGAUGAAAAAACGGCUCAGUCCUCUGCUGACAGCAGCAGACACCGCGAGGACAGAGAUGAAAGGCGGCGGCGGCGGCGUGUUCAGUGGUGUCGUGUUGCGGCGGCGGCGGCUGAUCUCAGAGCAGCGUCCCGUGUGUUUGAGCGCCGGCUCGGAGCUCAGGACUGUGGUCUGCUGGUCCAGCCUGGUCUUUCUUGUGGUCUCCAGCCCCUCGUGGACUCUCAGAGUUCACCGCACACCUGCAGCUCAGGACACGCUGCAGGUCGGUGGGUGGUCCCGUGUCUCAGCUGUUCUGACAACAGGACGUGUGAUUGGCGGGAGGUUGCCUGGCAACCAGACGGCUGUUACCACACAGUGGUGGAGCGCCCCCUGCUGCAGGACUGUCUGAGGGACAGGAAGGUGCUGUUUAUCGGUGACUCGACAAACCGCGGGAUGAUGUACUUCCUGAUGGAGCGCGUCAACUCCAGUCUGGAGGACUGGGGGAAGGCCCACGACACGCUGGUCUACAGGGACCUGAACGGAGGACGGACGCUGGUCAGCUACUCCUACUACCCCCAGUUCUGGUUGGACAGGACGCAGAGACCCACCUUCAGACAGGCGCUGCGCCAGCUUAUCAACAGGUCACGACCUCUGCUGAACUCUAACCGGACGGUGCUGGUGGUGGGCGGAGUCCAGUGGCUCAACACAUACCACCUGAAGACGGUCAGAGACGUCCUCAGCAG
Plectropomus leopardus (leopard coralgrouper) is the source of this 815-nucleotide messenger RNA. The record is from RefSeq and is a predicted model, not a curated record. NCBI's taxonomy places the organism in Eukaryota, Metazoa, Chordata, Actinopteri, Perciformes, Serranidae.